CGGAAGCUCGUCGCCUACUGUUUACAUGUACCUGUGCGCCAGGGCGUCGUUAAUAUGGACUAAACUAUACCCUUUUGUGCCCAAAGAUGAUAUGGCAGCUUAAAUGAAAUGCAUUUACGAGAAUGACCUUUUUGUUUUCACAGUUAACUCGCCAUUUACUGUAGGGUAAGCUUUAAUGCUAACGUUAGCCUGUCAUUGCACGGUGUGACGUAACGACGUAAGGUCACCUUUCCGAAACCUCACAAUUACCGUAUGUGGCACUAGUGUUUCACUUAUAAUACAGUAUAAUGUACCAACCAGUUGCUUCCAGUUUGUUUGGAUUGCAACUUUACAUAUUUCGUAUACGAAUGUUUUAUACCUGCUCUUCACUUUUCCUCAUCUGAAUUGAAACCGAGCUGCCAUCAUGCCCAUUAAAGAGGAUACAAUAUCAGUUUUAAAGCAGUUUGACAUUGGAGACAAAUUUUCCUGUCUGCCUGCGAUGCCUAAAGCCUCAGUGCUGGUCCCAUUGUUUGUGAAGGAUGGAGAACUGUACACCCUGAUGACCCUGCGGUCCAAGGAGCUGAGGAGAAAUGCUGGUGAAGUGUGUUUCCCGGGCGGGAAGAGAGACCCCAGUGACAGAGAUGAUGUGGAAACUGCCCUGAGAGAGGCAGAGGAGGAGAUAGGUUUACCACCUGACCAUGUCCAGGUGGUCUGUACACUGUUCCCUAUAAUCAACAAGAGAGGUCUUUUGGUGACCCCAGUGGUUGGCUUCAUAGAUGAGUCAUUUUGCCCCAGGCCAAAUCCAGAUGAGGUCAGUGCCGUGUUCACCGUCCCCCUGGACUUCUUCACUAGUGAAAAGGACCACUCUGCUACUCAUGGUGCUGCUGGGAUGAUGAUACCAUUGCACUCGUUUGAUUAUGUGGACCCUGAUACAGGAAGCCAGUAUCACAUAUGGGGCCUGACUGCUAUGGUGGUCAUAGUGGUUGCUACCCUUGCUCUAAGGAAAAAACCUGAGUUUGAUACUGGUUUUGACUCUGAGGAUCCACUAUCCUUCUUUCAACAGGCUCUCCAACGAAGACUUAAUAAACUAUGACUGCUUUUGUGCCAAUAUAAAACACCUGA
Scomber japonicus (chub mackerel) is the source of this 1101-nucleotide messenger RNA. It is a transcript of the gene nudt7, whose product is annotated as nudix (nucleoside diphosphate linked moiety X)-type motif 7. Gene Ontology annotation, molecular function: acetyl-CoA hydrolase activity; coenzyme A diphosphatase activity. Lineage: Eukaryota; Metazoa; Chordata; Actinopteri; Scombriformes; Scombridae. Gene Ontology annotation, biological process: coenzyme A catabolic process. The record is from RefSeq and is a predicted model, not a curated record. The transcript has 3 exons. The coding region runs from base 404 to 1072 and encodes 222 amino acids.